AUGCCACCGAAGCCGUCUGCUAAGGGAGCGAAGAAGUCCGUGAAGAACCAGAAACCUGGACGAUCGACCGAUAAGAAGAGAAGGAGCAGAAGGGAGAGUUACUCGGUCUACAUCUACCGUGUACUGAAGCAAGUUCAUCCCGAUACCGGCGUUUCCUCAAGGGCGAUGUCGAUCAUGAAUUCAUUCGUGAAUGACGUCUUCGAACGCAUCGCUGCCGAGGCCUCUCGUCUUGCUCACUACAACAAGAGGACAACCAUCUCUUCUCGUGAGAUUCAGACUGCUGUUCGUCUGAUUCUGCCAGGGGAACUGGCCAAACAUGCUGUGUCCGAAGGCACGAAGGCUGUCACAAAGUACACUUCUAGCAAAUAA
Messenger RNA from Strongylus vulgaris, 369 nucleotides. The record is from the annotation of a GenBank genome assembly. NCBI's taxonomy places the organism in Eukaryota, Metazoa, Nematoda, Chromadorea, Rhabditida, Strongylidae.